Cucumis melo (muskmelon) is the source of this 1011-nucleotide messenger RNA. RefSeq lists its product as uncharacterized. The record is from RefSeq and is a predicted model, not a curated record. Gene Ontology annotation, cellular component: mitochondrial matrix. Lineage: Eukaryota; Viridiplantae; Streptophyta; Magnoliopsida; Cucurbitales; Cucurbitaceae. The transcript has 3 exons. Bases 83 to 835 code for a protein of 250 amino acids.
CGGAGCGUGCGGAGGUGCUUAAACCCUAAACCCCAACGAGCCAUUUCCUCUUCGUCUUCCCCAAUACGAAUUCACCGUAGCAAUGGCAAGAUUGAUUCGACCAUUGAGAGAAUGCCUUCAGUUUUCUUCUUAUUUUUCUUCUUCCUUUCCUUCUCACAAAUCACUAAUUACUCAAUUACACCUUCAAAAUCCCAUCGUAUUCCCACAUGAAAACCACUACGUUUUCCGCAAGACAGUACGCCAUUACAUUGCCGACAUGCGUAGAUCCGCUUUCGAAGGCAACAUUCUCAGACUUCUCCGUAAUGAAAUUCGAUAUGAACUUGAUCGCUCUCCUCCCAGUCAGCCUGUUACAAAAUUUGGGGCAUUUACUGUUGAUGAAAGACCAGGCGAGCAGUGGAUCAGAUUGGAAAGAGAGUAUGGGGAUAAAGAGAAAAUAAAGAUUGAAGCGACCAUGUUUGAUCAAUCUAUUCCAGCUUCAAAAUCAGGAGGCAGUAGUUCUAGUGAAGAUGUGCUUCUUCACAUUACCGCUAUUGUUCAUAUAACUAAAGUAGGUGGCAGCGACGUUUUGAGGAUUAUGUGCUCAGCUUGGCCAGAUAGUCUAGAGAUUGACAGGCUUUUCUUACGUCGAGGUGAAAUUAUGCCAGCUCAACCCUAUGCAGGUCCCGAAUUCAAGGAAUUGGAUGAUGACUUGCAAAACUCACUCUACGAAUAUCUUGAAGCUAGAGAGGUGGACGAUCAACUAGCUGUUUUCUUGCACGAGUAUAUGAAGAACAAGGAUAAAACCGAGUUCAUUAGAUGGAUGGAAACCGUAAAAGCAUUCAUUGAAAUGAAAUGAAAAUAUUGAUUAUGCAAUAUUUUCAGCUGAGAAUAGUUGUCUGCUGUUGGGGUUAUUGGAUAUCUAUUUUUGAUAUGUGAAAUUGACCCUAAUGUAUUGAACUAUCCAGUAUACGAAGUAGCAUUGUACACAAAAUUAAGGAGAAUUGAAGUUGGUGUAUCUUAAAUUGCUUGGCA